Lolium perenne is the source of this 1473-nucleotide messenger RNA. The record is from RefSeq and is a predicted model, not a curated record. NCBI's taxonomy places the organism in Eukaryota, Viridiplantae, Streptophyta, Magnoliopsida, Poales, Poaceae.
AUGGCAGUGGUCUUACGGUAUGUUGACAGUUCUGGAGAUUCUAAAGAAAGUUUUGUUGGUCUUGUUCAUGUGAAAGAAACAACUUCUUCAUACCUCAAGAAUGUGAUUGAUUCUCUAUUUGCAAAAUACAAGUUGAGUUACAGUCAAGUUAGAGGACAAGGAUAUGAUGGUGCUAGUAAUAUGUCAGGUCAGUUCAAUGGCCUCAAAUCACUGAUAAUGAGAGAAAAUAGCACAGCUUAUUAUGUUCACUGCUUUGCUCACCAGCUUCAGUUAGUUGUUGUGGCUGUGGUAAGAAAACAUAAAGAGGUUAGUAAUUUCUUUAGUAUGAUUACUACCUUGUUAAAUGUGGUGGGUGGAUCAGCCAAGCGUAGGGACAUGAUUAGAGAUAUCAAUCUGGAAGAAAUGAGCAAAGCUUUAGGAUGUGGACAGCUUACAACCGGCACAGGACUAAAUCAAGAGCAAUGCCUUCAGAGACCGGGAGAUACUCGUUGGGGUUCACAUGGUAAAACACUUAAGAGCUUAAUUGACUUGUUCCGUUCAGUAAUUAAAGUUCUAGAAUUUGUGGGAGAAGAAGAUACAGACAGAACAAAUAGAGACCAAGCAAAUGGUCUUCUAGUGUACUUUCAGUCUUUUGAUUUUGUCUUCUAUUUGCAUCUCAUGCUGUCAAUUCUUACAACUACGAACACAUUGUCAUUAGCAUUGCAGCUGAAGGAUCAAUACAUAGUAAAUGCCAUGAAAUGUGUGAAGUCAACUAGAGCGGUUCUGAAUGAACUUAGAGAACAUGGAUGGGAAUCUCUUCUAGUUGAAGUUCAUGAUUUUUGCGAGAAACAUGAUAUUGAAGAGUUAGACAUGGAAGAAGCCUAUAUUAAUCCAAAAAAGAGAAGACAAGUGACUGGAAUUACCAACAAACAUCACUAUCAAGUUGAUUGUUUCAAUGAUGUUUUUGAUUGGCUAGUUCAAGAGCUUGAUGGUCGGUUCAGUGAGACAUCCUCCAAUCUUCUUGUUUGGUCAGUGGCUUUGAGUCCAAGAGACUCCUUUCGUGAUUUUAAUUUGGAGAGUUUGAUAAAUUUGGCUAAACUAUACCCUCAAGAUUUUGAUGCUAGUGAACCGAGGGAUCUUGAUAAAGAUCUACGUCUCUAUAUUGCUGAUGUACACACAGAUGAUAGCUUUUCUAACAUAGAAACAAUUACUGGGCUUUCUAAGAAAAUGGUGGAGACAAGGAGGCAUCUUAUGUAUCCUUUGUUUUAUCGGUUGUUGAAACUAGUUAUUGUGUUGCCAGUUGCCACUGCUACAGUUGAGAGAUGUUUUUCAGCCAUGAAACUGGUGAAAACAUUUUUGCGCAAUCGCCUCAAUGACGACAGCUUGAGUGAUGAUGUUAUUUGUUAUGUGGAGAAAGAAGAAAUGAAGAAAGUCACCAAUGAUCAAGUGGUUAAAUAUUUCAUGGCUUUAAAGAAUCGGGUGUUUAAAGAAUAA